CCCUUCUCAACAUGAAAUCCUGCGGCCCCCGGCCGACUUUCAACCCUUCACUCGCAGUCCCAGCAUGAGAAAUCACUCAGGUUCCCCCGAGAAAAAUCCGCCUGGAGUGGGAAUCGAACCCACAAUCUCCGGGAUGGAGGGCAAGAGCAUACUCCACUUAGCCACUGGAGACGACCGGUUUAUAUAUUACAAUUAAACCGGCACUUUGUAAGUCACGUGACUUCAAAACACUGAAUGGCGCCAAAAAUCAGCAGGAGCAGGUCUACUUUUCAGCAGCGGAUGCAUUUGGCUUUUUAGCAGGUUUUUUGAGAAAAUGUCGCGUGUCACUUUGGAGGAAAAGCGAGUUCGGAUGCUCGAAAUCUUCCACGAGUCCUUAGACGUGUUCGAGUUGAAGCAGCUUGAGACAAUCGCCCCCAAACAAAAAGGAAUCGUCGCCAGUUCUGUCAAGACUGUGCUGCAGGUUUUGGUGGACGACGGCCUGAUUGAGACAGACAAAGACGGCGGUCUGGUGUACUUCUGGUCCUUCCCGAGCAACGUCAUCAGCAAUUUGCAGAAGAGGGCCAACCAGAAAGAAAAGAGGCUGGCCGAGUUGAAAACCAAAGUUGAAUCUUUGAAGGAGAAAAAGCGUGCGUUGAGUCAAAGCGAAGAAGGCGCCGCAGCCCGACAGUCCAAGCUGGACACUCUGAAGGCGCUCCGAGGUAAAGUGGCCGAACUGGAGCCGGAGGUGCAAAAGCUGCAGGAAAACGACCCUGAGACCUGCGAAAUUUACAAGGCGGCCGCGAAUCGGUGGGCGGACAAUGUGUACGCAACCACGUCGUGGCUCAGGGACAAAUUUGGCCUUGAACAGGCUGCUGUCAAGAAGCAGUUUGGCAUUCCCGAGGAACUCGAGUACUUUGAGUGAACUGCAAACUGUUUGAUUUUUAAAUUGUAAAUAAAUCUAAUGAAAUUUGUACAGAAUAAAAAUUAAAUUGUAACAAGUUUGGUUCCAACAAGUAAAACAAUUAAAAAUUAUCGAAUUGGAUUAUUUUAAAUUUCAGUGAAAUAUUGUGUCUGAAUAAAAUAGGAGAAUAUGUCCAUUUUAUUA
Neocloeon triangulifer is the source of this 1084-nucleotide messenger RNA. RefSeq names its product meiotic nuclear division protein 1 homolog. Lineage: Eukaryota; Metazoa; Arthropoda; Insecta; Ephemeroptera; Baetidae. The transcript is spliced from 2 exons. Gene Ontology annotation, molecular function: double-stranded DNA binding. The coding region runs from base 314 to 901 and encodes 195 amino acids. Gene Ontology annotation, biological process: reciprocal meiotic recombination. The record is from RefSeq and is a predicted model, not a curated record.